AGGAACUGUGUGGCGAUGCUAGUUCUUAUCCAUCAGGUUGUAUCUCUGCCCCCAAAUUUUGAAGACCUUGAUCUAAGUGUAGAUCAGGCCGUGAGUGAAGUUGUCAGCGUAGUCCAACAGGAUCCUCAGAGCAAUAAUAUUCAUAUAGCUCACAAUAAUCCUAAAAACAGUGAUAUAACUGUUGAACAGGUUAAUCCGUUCAAUACGACAGUACACAUCAGUUUAAAUGUUGGAACAGGAUCUAAGGUCAAUGUUAAAAUGUCUAAUGCUAAAAAUCUUCAACUUCACAUAAGUUUCAAUGGAAUGGGGAACAGCGAGUGCACCGUAGACCUGGAUAAGAUUUUCAAUUCAACAGUACAUCUUUCAUUUCAGAACCCAACAAAUACUCCAGUCACCCUGAACAUGAACGAAGCAGUGCUGUCAAAUCUUCAUGUCAGCCAAAAUAUACCAAGGAAGAGUCCAAUGAAGAUUACUAUGGAAGAAGCUGAAAAUUGCCAGAUUCACAUCAGUCAAGCAGUCCCUAUGUCUAGUCCUCUAACUUGGCAACUAACCGGGGAUCCAGAAAAGAACCAGAUUGUGGUUGCUCAGAAUGCUGCGGACGAUCUCUCACCUUUGGACUGUACACCAGAAUGUCCACAGGAGGAGUAUGUUUAUGAUUACCAGUAUGCCGGAUCCGCUCAUAAUGACGCACAAGAUGACGCAGAAACUGACGCAAUUGAUGUAGAAAUCCCAGAGAAUGAUCCUGUUCUAAAUCAGAUUGAUGAAAGGAUCAUCAUCGAAGACUAUCAAGAGAUCACAGGCUUUAACAACAAUGCAGCAAAAGAAGUUAUUGAAGAAGAAGACUUCUCGGAUAAUCCCUCUGAAUAUGAGGAAUAUGUAGUUGAAGAAGAUGUAGCUGAAGAGCUACUUCCAGCUCCUGUUCAAGGUCUGAAUGCUAUUAUUGAUCUAGCCCAAGAUCUUGAUGAAGUAGCACCAGGCGUAGAUCAGAAUACUGAUGCUCCAUUUGAAGAUGUUGCUGUAGAUCAAAAUGAUGUUGUUCCAGUAGAUGAUGCUGAUGUAGAUCAGAAUGCUGUUGCUCCUGUAGAUGAUGUUGUUGUAGAUCAGAAUGACGUUGCUCCAUUAGAAGAUGCUGUUGAAGAUCAAAAUGCUGUUGCUCCGGUGGAUGAUUCUGUUUCCAAUAUCAAUUACUCUGCUGAAGACAAUGAAAUUCCAGAAACCGGUUCUGAAGUUCUCGUGCAAUGCCCUGGAGGAGAUUUAGAGUCUUGUGUUGAUGUAUGUCCAGGAACCUACGGACCUCGUGUGUUUGGAGCUUGUGUCUCAAGCUGCGGAAAAAGAUGCCCUUAAUAAAUUCCUUAAAAGAUCUUUUUAUAGAUUCUUUGAUAGAUUCUGCAAUCUUUUCCGAUCAUGUUAUCUCUCUUUCUCUGAUAUGUGAUCCCCUUUUUUUUGCCUGUGAUCUUUUUCCUGGCAUACAGGGUUAUCCACAAUUCACAAAGGAUGAGACUUAGGAGACGAUUGUACGGAAGUUGACCUGUCUGUGUCCUUAUAUUUACGGUUUUCUGCAACUGUCAACUUUUUCUUUCUAUGCAAAAUUAUUAAAUAAGCCUUUAAAAACCUAUAUUCAAGGCCGAUAACAUAAUUUAUAAUAGGGAUUGUCUUGUGUUCGAUCUAGGUCGUCUUUACUAUCAUAUCCUUUGUGGAUAACCCUGUAUGAUCCCGCUUUUCCUGGCAUGUAAUCACUGUGAAUUGAGACAUCUGAUUAAAUCUUCUUCAUUAUUA
Messenger RNA from Eurytemora carolleeae, 1776 nucleotides. RefSeq lists its product as uncharacterized. The transcript is spliced from 16 exons. The coding region runs from base 16 to 1344 and encodes 442 amino acids. Lineage: Eukaryota; Metazoa; Arthropoda; Copepoda; Calanoida; Temoridae. The record is from RefSeq and is a predicted model, not a curated record.